UUGGUCCUGGCAUGGGUAAACUGCGUCAGAAUUGUUUUUUCGACUCGGUUUAAGAUGAAAGUCUUGAAAGAAAGUAGCAAAUUGCACCUACAGUUGCAGUACACUAUGUCCUUACCGUCAUGUGUUUCCAGGGGAUCAAUUAGGAGACGGACUUGUAAACAUUUCAAGCAUGGUGCCACUGCCAAGUAAUCAUGACCUAGCUUUGCACAACUUGUAACUUACCCGACACGGGUUCAGGAAAUGUGAUUGAAGUCAAGUUUAGCAACAGCACAGAGCAGCGAAAAGAGGAUCAGCUCGCUGCUCUUUUCUAUCUGGUUUUCAGUGACGUUAAUGCGCACCUGUUAACUAGUUAGAUCGACAGAUGAAGAUAUGAAAUUACUCUUUCUUGCUUGCCUCAGCCCCAAAACUGGGAACCUCACCACAGCUGACAGAAUAAGGUACCACAUUGAAUCGGCAGGACACACCUGUGAGCUCAGAGAUGCAGCAGAAUUUCAGUCUCCUGCUGAAGUAACAAAACUAGUAUCCCAAAAUCCUUCAUUUGAUGGUGCACUGGCCAUUCAUCUGUUCAGAGCAGGCCGACUUCUGUUAGACAUCCAGGUACCCUUCGGGGUUAUCUUUGGUGGAACAGACAUAAAUGAAGAUGUGAAAGUUGAGCAGAAGCGUGCGGUUAUGGAGCAGGUGCUACAGAAAGCCAGGUUUGCAGUUGCAUUUACUACCAAACUGAAAGAAGAGGCUGAGAUAUUCUUGCUGUCCCAGAGCAGGAAAAUCUAUGUUCAGCCUCAAGGUAUCCAGACAGAAGUGGCAGAGAUAUUCUGCUGGACUGAAUUCUUGAGGAGCUCAGGUGUAAGCAGAGAGCGUGUGGAUCAGACACAUGUCUUCCUGUUGGUCUGUGGCCUCAGAAGAGUCAAGGACCCCCUCUAUCUGGCGGAGGUGUUUUCAGAGUGGCAUAAUGAGAAUCCCCAGAAUGUGUUGGUUAUUAUUGGGCCAAAGAUGGAUCCUGUGCUUACAGCAGAGGUUGAAGCUGUUGUCGAGAGCAGGGGUCUUCUUGGCCCAAGAGAGGAGCCAAAAGGAGCUUCAUGCUGCAAUGAAGAGGUGCUUUGCCGUGGUCAACAGCUCAGUCUCAGAGGGCAUGUCAGCAGCCAUCUUGGAGGCCAUGGAUCUUGGGAUACCCGUCGUGGCCAGGGACAUUCCAGGAAAUGCAGCUGUGGUGCAACACGGGGUUACUGGUGUGCUAUACUCUUCUCCUCAGGAAUUUGUGCAUCAGUCUCGGAGGCUGUUGUCAGAUCAUGAGCUGAGAGAGAGAGUGGUGAGGAAUGGAAAACUCUAUGUGCAAGAGCAUCAUGGCCUGAAACAAGAGAGAGAAACCUACCAGAGGCUGGUGGACACUCUGCACUGAUUCUAAGAUCACACCAUUCAACUCCACUCUGUAUACAUUCUCAGGAACUUCAGCGACAGAGAACUGGAAAUUACACCCAUGUAUUGACCUUGCAUGGGUGUAAUUAAGACUGGUAUAUUUUAAAAUAUAAUAUUUCAUGUUUUAUCUAUGCUACCAGAUUGAAAUUAUGCUUGCUUUGCACUUUUAUCCAAAGACCAGGGAUGAUUGGGAUGCAAUAAAUGAAUGAAAAACAGAAA
Molecule: messenger RNA, 1632 nt
Organism: Scomber japonicus (chub mackerel)
Lineage: Eukaryota; Metazoa; Chordata; Actinopteri; Scombriformes; Scombridae
Gene: glt1d1
Product: glycosyltransferase 1 domain containing 1
Exons: 12
Coding region: 370-1290 (306 amino acids)
Molecular function (GO): glycosyltransferase activity
Source: RefSeq, a predicted model, not a curated record